Messenger RNA from Ixodes scapularis (black-legged tick), 4514 nucleotides. Its product is annotated as zinc finger protein OZF. Bases 291 to 1460 code for a protein of 389 amino acids. The transcript has 4 exons. Lineage: Eukaryota; Metazoa; Arthropoda; Arachnida; Ixodida; Ixodidae. Gene Ontology annotation, molecular function: DNA-binding transcription activator activity, RNA polymerase II-specific; RNA polymerase II cis-regulatory region sequence-specific DNA binding. Gene Ontology annotation, cellular component: nucleus. Gene Ontology annotation, biological process: regulation of transcription by RNA polymerase II. The record is from RefSeq and is a predicted model, not a curated record.
UUCUGUGGUAAAUUUCAAGCACUUCAAGGAGCAAAAGAAGGCGCCGACACGAAGGGACUGGGUUUGACUCUGUGCAAGCCAGCGUGAUUGCUCUCUGCAUUUGGUCCUAGUCAUCUCAAGUGGUCCCGUGGCUCCUUCGUAAUCGCCCAUGCCUACUUGCGAACUUGAUCACAGCCAGCAAUUUGAAUGGAAUCGAUCCACUCCUUAAGUCUUGUCAUCUCAAGUGGUCCCGUGCCCCCUUCGUGAUCGUCCAUGCGUACUUACGAACCUGAUCAAAGCAAGCAAUUCGAAUGGAACUGAUCCAGUCCUUAAGUCUUGGAGAGGAAGCUGCACUUUUGGGAGAGACCAGCUGCCCAUUGAAAGCCACUGAGGACAUCUGGUUUGGGUGCUGUUCCUGCACCUAUGUCACCAGAGAUCAGCAUGGGAUUGUGAACCACCUGGUUUCUCAUGGUGAUGAAAAAUACGAGUCCCAGCCCCCUCCUAUGUCACCUGCCUCUAGAUCCGAAGUGCUCAGCAACACUCAAAAGCAGAAAAGUGAUAGGUUAUUCAAGUGCAAGCUGUGCCCUCAAGCAUUUUUUUGGAAUUCCUUGCUGAUCCACCAUAUUCAGAAACACACUGGUGAAAAACCAUUUAAGUGUAAGCUGUGCCCCCAAACCUUUUCUGAUAAUUUUCAUCUAACAAGGCAUAAUCUAACACACUCAGGUGAAAUGCCAUCUAAGUGCAAGCUCUGCCCCCAAGCCUUUUCUCAAAAUGGCGAUCUUCUCUCCCAUAAUCAAACACACUCAGAUGAAAAGAGAUUUAAGUGCAAGCUAUGCCCCCAGGCCUUUUCUGAUAAUUCUCACCUAACAAGGCAUAAUCGAACACACUCAGGUGAAAAGCCAUUUAAGUGCAAGCUGUGCCCCCAAGCCUUUUCUGAUAAUUCUCAUCUAACACGGCAUAAUCUAACACACUCAGGCGAAAAGCCAUUUAAGUGCAAGCUCUGCACCCAAGCCUUUUUUCAAAAUGCUGAUCUUCUCGCCCAUAAUCGAACACACUCAGGUGAAAAGCCGUUUAAGUGCAAGCUAUGCCCCCAAGCUUUUUCUCAGAAUUCCACACUUGUCCGUCAUAAUCGAACACACUCAGGUGAAAAGCCAUUUAAGUGUAAACUGUGCCCCCAAGCGUUUUCUGAGCAUUUUAAACUGACCUGCCAUAAUCGAGCACACAGUGGUGAAAAGCCAUUUAAGUGCAAGCUGUGCCCCCAAGCCUUUUCUCGAAAUUCUCAUCUAACAAGGCAUAAUCUAACCCACACUGGUGAAAAGCCAUUUAAGUGCAAGCUCUGCCCCCAAGCCUUUUCUCAGAAUAAUGCUCUGAUCCGCCAUUAUCGAACACACUCUGGUGAAAAGCCAUUUAACUGCAAGCUGUGCCCCCGAGCAUUUUCGCAGAUUUCAGAUCUGAGAAGACAUAAUCUAACACACUGUUGAAAAGUAAUUUAAGUGCAAGCUGGUGCCCCCAGACCUUUUUUCAUAAUUUCCAUCUCAUCCACCAUAAUCAAACACAUCAGUGAAAAACCAUACAAGUGUAAGUUUUGUCCCCAGGACUGCUCGGCAUUCCAGGCUGAUCCGACAUAAUCGAAUACAGACUGGGGAGAAGCCAUUUAAGGGCAAGCUGUGUCCCCAAGCAUUUUCUGAGAAUUACAACCUGAGUGAAAGCCAUUUAAGUGCAAACUGUCCUCAAGCCUUUGCUAGUAAUUCCAGACUGACCAGGCAUAACCAAACACACACUGGUGAAAAGCCAUUUAAGUGCAAACUUUGCAUAAAAGCCUUUGCUCGGAAUUGUCAUUUAAGAAGGCAAAAUCUUACGCACACUGGUGAAAAGCCAUUUAAGUGCAAGCUGUGCCCAUGAGCCUUUUCUCAUAAUAGCUCUCUGAUCUGUCAUAAUCGAACACACUCAGGUGAGAAGUCAUAUAAGUGCAAGCUGUGCUCCUGAGCCUUGGCUAUUUCUAAUUUAAGAACGCAAACUAACACACUGGUGAAAAGCCAUUUAAGUGCAAAAUGUGCCCCUAGUCACUUCUCAGAAAAUCAGUCUGAUCUGCCAUUAUCAAACACCUGGGUAAAAAGCCAUGUAAGUGCAAGCUAUGCCCCCAAGCUUUUUGUCAGAAAAGCAAUCUGAUCUGCCAUAAUCUAACACACUCAGGUGAAAAGCCAUUUAAGUGCCAGCUGUGCCCCCAAGCUUUUUCUCGGAAUUCCAGUCUGAUCUACCAUAAUCAAACACAGUUGAAAAGCUAUUUAAGUGCAAGCUGUGUCCCAAGCCUUUGCUGAAAUAUCCUAUAUGAGAAAGCAUAAUCGAAUACACACUGGUGAAAAGCCAUUUAAGUGCUAGCUGUGCACCCAAGCCUUUCCUAGUAAUCUAAGUAGUAAUCUGAUAAAACACAAGCACAUGGCUUAGAAGCCAUAUAAAUGCAAGCUUAGACCCCGAACCUUUGCUCAGAUUUCUCAUCUCAGAAGCCAUAAUCAAACAUGAAAAGCCAUUUAAGUGCAAGCUGUGCCUGCAAACCUUUUUGUUAGAAUUGCGAUUUGUACACAAUCGAGCACACAGGUCAAAAGCCAUACAAGUGUAAGCUUAGUCCCUAAGCCUUGGCUCAUUCCGAUCUGAACUACGAUAAACAAAUACACAGCUGUGAAAACCCUUAUAGUGCAGACUGUGGAGUUGCAAAUUUAUGAACCACACCAAAACACUCACAGGUGAAAAGAUAUACAUGUACAAGCUUUGUCCCCAACCUUUGCUUCGAAUUCUCAUCUGGCCCACCAUGUCGUAAUGCACACAGGUAAAAAGCCAUUUGAGUGCACGCUGUUUCCGAAGCCUUACUUGAGAAUCGAAAUCUGAUGAACCAUAGGUGAAAUAAUGUACAAGUGCAAGCUUUUCUUUGAAUUUUUUCAUCCCUCCAUAACGAGUGCACACGGGCGAGAAUGACGCAUUUCAAUCCACCACAAUCAAGUGCAGUUACACCGAAAGGUUUAUGAAUCAGCUGCAAGUUUAGCCUUCCAUGCUUUGUAACAUGUGGAAUCAUUUGACUCAUGCAGAUAUAUGCAGUUCAGAUAUAUAAAUCCAUGCAGUGCCCUAAAUUGACUGGAAUACAGCACCUUACAAAUGACAGCAAUGUUUCUGUGCAUUUCUUAAUGCCUUUGCCUUGUGGGGCAUCUGACCAAAGCACUGGAUGACGAACCUAAUGGCGAUUGCAUUAAUCAGGUGGCAGGGAGUGGGCCUUUGCACUGUCGACUUCUCAGAACGGUUCGUUGUAUAUCCAGUAUGGUUAUCACAUUCAUUGUGCACGCAUAGCGAAACUCUUGCAUUGCUCAUAAGCCUUUCGUCUAAAAAAAUGCUACUGUUUGUAAUCACACAAAUGUGUUGAGGAGUACGGAGCAAUUCCUUGCCAGAACUGAUGAAGAGGUUGGUCAGUGUAAUGACAAACCUUCAACUUUUUCAAUAGAUUGAAAUAGGUCCGUGUUUUUUACUCCUGUAUAUAAAAGAUAUGCGCUUGUAAAAAAUAAAUGUGUUACCCAAGUUUCAAUUUAAUUAUUUAAAGAAAUAAAGUGUGUCAAUUUCAAUUCCUAUAGUCUUUUCUGCUCUUGCAAUCUGGUACUCCAGUGUGGAGGAAUUUUAUAGGUUUUAAUUUUUACAUCCCGUAGCAUGCCUCUCCAUUUUAGCAAUCAACUCGGCUGUCAACCUAUUUCUGAGUGUGUGUGUGUGUGCACUGCAGUGGUUCGUGCUUCCAAUUUGAACCUUGCUAUACUUGGGGAUAACUUUUCUUGGCAAUGCAGUCAAAGGCACUGGCACUUAUGCCUUCUCCAAUUUUAAGCACUGAUGGAACUUGCACGAGCCCUCUUCUCCAAAAGGCCAAGAAAAGCUGUCCCCCUAGUAUAGUAUUCCCACACCACCAAGCAGAUUUUACAAUGGACAGCGUGCCAAUUUUGAAUGCUCCAUAAUGUGUGUGCAACGCUGGUUUGAAGAGCGAGGUAGAGAGCUGAACUGACUUGAACUUGAUCAUGUUCGAAGUGUUCUUGCUUCCUUCCCUGCACUGGAAUCUUCAUAGUCAUGUAUUUAUAUGAGACCUGCUUUGAGAUAUUGCUCCUGUAUUUAGGUGGGCGUAAUUUUCUGUUGCUCCGUAUUCUUGUUGCCGAUAGUUGUCUCUGUGUAUCUUUGCCGGAAUUCUGGGACCGUAUGCCAGACUAUGUUUUUUGUACUAAAAUGACCAUUUUUUUUGCAUGGUUUACUGCAUCCUGUGUAUUGUUGUGUGCUUAGUAUGCAUUGUGUAAUACAUUUGUAUAUAUUUUCAUUGUGGUUUUCUUUUCUUACUCUCGUUUGUCUCGAAUAAAUUCUGCAGAUGAUAAAUGUGUAAUCAGAGUUCUGUAUCGGUGUUCCUCACAAAUAAAGCUAGACAGUUCGAGUGUUGUUUUCCAGCCAUUGCAUAUCUUGGCAGAGCAGCUCUCUGGGCAGUUCUUAUUUUGCCAUCCUGUACCACGCUGGGACCUCACUGU